UUAGAUAUAGAUAUAACAGAAGUCUGGCAAGGCAAAGUUUAUACAAGUAACGUUACCCUGAUCAUGUUAUUCCUGCUUGUUUUACCAAUUGAUUUAAGGCAGAACCAGGGUGUGUUCCAAAUAUCAUGAACCCUUGCUCAGAAAAUGACUUAUUUUUAAAAUCAUUCAUUUAUGAUAUUGUGAUUGCAUGAAUGAACAAGAGCAGCAUUUACUUAACGUCUUAGCUUAGUAACGUUAGUUAUUCAUAAUGUAAUAUGUAGUUUGGUAAUCUUUUCUUUUUUGAUUUGUUCUUCUCUUUCUCUGCAGGUUCCUUAAUCCCUGUCCUUAAAAAAUAGCACCUGAUCUUCUUUACAUAGAAAAAAAGGCACUUUUAAGAGCCACAUUUGUCUUGUUUGUCUUAUUUGUAUUGUUUAUUGUCUUAUUUGUAUUGUUUAUUGUCUUGUUAUUUCUUGUUAUUCCCCCUCUCUCUCUCUCUCUCUCUCGCUCUCUCUCUCUCUCUCCAUCCAUCUCUUUCUCCAUCCAUCCAUCCAUCCCUCUCCCUCCCUCUCUCUCUCUCUCCCUCUCUCUCUCCCUUAUCAUCUGAGUGGUGGUUGCCAUGUCAGAUCCUGAGAUGGACCAUCUCCUGAAGGAGAUGAGUGACCUUGUCGAUCAGGCUGAACAUCAAGCUCACCUCCAGCAGCUUAUUAGCAUGGACCAGGAUGCAGAACCAUCCACCAGUAAUCCAUCCACCAGCCGGACAUCAAACAGCAAGCAAGAUGUUAGAUGGAUUAAGAGGGACAGUGAUGGAAACAUUAUUUACGGCAGGCCCAGAUCAUCCCGCAUCCCACAACCAGGUUCCAGUCACAGCCAGAGUCGAAAGACUGGUGUCUCUCACAGCAGGGCUCCGGAAACGAGUGAGGAAAUGACCAGUGACCUUCCUCCCCUUACUGCAUCAGAGUCCUUCCUUCAAGAGCUUCAAAGCUCACUGUUUGAGGACAUACAUGAGGAUGAAACGGCUCUUCAAGCCUCAACAGACUGGUUGACCCGAAAGAGCCUCAUAUCAGGAUGGUGGGAGAAAGAGAGACCCCGACUGGUCAACAUCAUUGUGGCUGGACAACAUGCGGCAACUCGGAUCUGCCAACAUUGUGGAAAUGGCCCAGCCGUUAUCCGUUGUUGUGAUUGUCGACCACACCCAUUCCUCUGUGGCCAGUGUGAUGUCAGGGUCCACCGAGAACAAGUGUUCCACAACAGGGAUUCGAUGACACACACAUUUUUUUACCCAUUGCCUCCCACAACCUGUGUUGUGGAGAAGGUUCUAACCCAGUGUGAGCGUCUUGUACCUUUGGAGAUGCCAGAGACAAUAUGCGGUUGUCUACGAGAAUUGUCCAGUGUCAUUGCAGGACAGUCUAUAGUUGUGGUUACAAUGAAUGGGCGAUAUGAUCUCAGAUUGCCUCAGAUUAAAUGCAAAGCAUGUGAAGCCACUUGGAGUCCUGGAGUGGAUGACCUGAUCCGCAAUGACUACUGGCCUGCCACUUCUCACUUUUCUACUGUGUACAGAACAGAUGUCCUUUUUUCUUUUGAACAGCUGAAGAUGGCGGCACCAGGAAUGUCCAGCCAAGCAUUUCUUAGAAUGCUGGAUCAACGCACUCUUCGCUUUGGCCGUAGUGGAAACAUCACAGCAGACAGCUUCCGGAAAAGCUCCUUGGAGUGGGAAGCUGUCCUAUUCGAAGUGAACAAAUUAUGCCAGGAGGACCACUUUGAGUGCCCAGCGUGCAGCCCAGACAUGCUUGCAGUAUCCGUCGAUGGAAACCGUAAGCACUACAGAUUCAAGAGUGCAGCAAGAUCGGAGGAAAAAGCCAUCUUUGAUGGUGUGUUCAUCGCGAAUGAUGACGACGUCGCAAGAUUCGUGGACUAUGUCCGUACCUCAACCAGUCAUGUCUCUGGAAGAGGUGUCUGUGGAGGGCAAUGGUCAGCCGCCCGUGAAACGUCUCAGAAGUCCUCAGGAAAAACAGACGAGGAGGGCCUGGAACUUGCUGUGUGUCGUCAUGGAGUUCUCCUUCGUGCCCUCAAUAUGUUCAGGGGGGAGAUUUUUGCCUACCCCCUGUACCUCCAAAAGCAAAUGGCCUGUAAGCCAGUUACAUUUUUUGCAAUGGAUGUGGCAUGCAAGUACUGGCCUUACCUCCAGAGAGUGACAGAGAAAUGCCCUGAGCUUCAGGAUCUCCUCACCAUGAGGCCGUUUCUUUCUGUUUUUCAUGCAAAAGCUCAUGAUUUCAAAUGUGAGGUAAAAUGGAGUGGAGCAUAUCAGGAGGGGGCUGGUUCGACUCUUGGGGAAGAGGUGGAGCAGUGCAACGCCUUCCUCUCAAGGAUUGCUGUUACGACAAAGCACAUGUCAAAAGCAGGACGCAUAGACAUGCUGACGAUCAUGGCCAUGCGCUGGAACCAACAAAAAUUUGACAACUUGGCUUCUACCCUUGCCCGCCGAUACCGGAAGGCCACAAUAGCCCUGCAAUGCCAGAUGCAUAACCUGGAGGCCAUGAAAACAGAAAUGGACAUCUCGGACAAUCAACUGGAGAAGUGGAUCAUUGAUAUCAAUGAGUGGGCAGAAGCAACAACAUCCCCAAAUGAUGCUGAUGUUGCCGCUGUUGCCAGCCGAAUUGGGGAGCUGGUGGCAAGUGUUAAGAGGAGGUCCCAGCGUCUUUAUAAGGAUAGUGACGGAUGUAAAGGACGUGCCCGAAUCCGCCGAAAGAUCAGGGAGGAAAAAAAAUCUUAAAUUCUGUAGUAGAAAUGUAUAACACAUUGGUUCCUAA
Molecule: messenger RNA, 2786 nt
Organism: Misgurnus anguillicaudatus (oriental weatherfish)
Lineage: Eukaryota; Metazoa; Chordata; Actinopteri; Cypriniformes; Cobitidae
Source: RefSeq, a predicted model, not a curated record